UCCUUCAUUCGAAAUUUCUUCUUUCAUAUUACAUGUUAAAUGAGGCUGCCGACGUCGAACGAACGUGAAAGUAACUUCAGCAACUGCCGAUUUCAGUAGUCCUUUAGGGCGGCAGUCAAAAUACGUCAGCAACGGGAUCUGAUUCCUACCGGCAGAUGGCGCGCUAACUAUGAAUGAGUAGUAUUAAGUACCUGACGUAAGGGAGCCACUCUUUAUUUUUGAAUUCGUUGUUUUGUUGUCACAGCAACCAGAAGCGUCUCUCCGUCACUUCCAGCUAUCCGACACGGCCAGCUGUUGACUGGCUUAUUUUUGUAGUCUCGUCAACACUAAUUUAAAGUGGAAACACUGCGAGCCCUCAUAUCCGUGCCUGUCGUUUGUUACAGCUGAGGUGCACAGGCAGCGAGAUUUGAACGCCGCUUGUCUGGAAAGCCGCAUGCUAAUCCCUCCAUGACGUGUCCGAGCUGGGAAGCUGAGGCACUGAGCUGGAAUACGGGAGCAGCAGCGAAUCUGAGCACCUGAAACAACUGUUGUUUCAUCAUGGGGGAGCUGAGGUCCACCUCUCCCGGGCUUCGUUUGGACCUGAACAACUUUGACUCAGCCGAUGCAGAGAGGAGUCGGUAUGUUUUAACGAGCCCCCGCUCACUGCAGUCCUGUGCACGACUUGGUAUCAGACCUGUUGAACUUCUCAUUAAAUCGCUAAAUGAGCUGAUUGCCGAGCAGAAUGACGUGCCAUUUGAGACGGUGAGAGUUAUGCAUGAAUCCUACGAAAAGGAGAGAAUGAAGCGUUUACAAAUGUGCCGGGAGGAGAGGGAGAGGAUUAUCCAGGCGGCUGGGGACAGGUGGCCAGGCAGUAACAGUCACGUCUCAGGCCUGGAAGUGGUGCCUGUGACAAAACUGACAGAUCAAUCAACAGACAGACAAACGGGGUCCAUCCCAUAUGCAGAUCUGUGCUUUACGGGGAAAUCUCCGAGCAGGUCCACCUGUUCGGCUGUUGGCAACAGACACCCAGACAGGAGCACAGUCUGCAGUCUCAGCCUGGGAGACUUCAGACACUCCCCGGCGACUGAGAUGAAACUGGAAAGGCUCACCAAGGACAUCAAAAAAGAGAUGUGCGUCACAGUGUCCGAGAGAGACCGCAAGAUAGCAGCUCUCAUGCUGGUGAAGCACCAGGAGGAGCAGGCAUCCAUGAAGCUCAUUCAGCAAGAGGAACAGAAGCGACAGGAGGCUCGCAGGCAUGACGAAGCCCAGCAGGUGCGAGCAGAGAAAGAGAAGAGGAGGAAACUGAAAAGGAGUAUGCAACGCUGGCGUGAGGAGCUGGAGUCCCGCAGGAGACUGAGGGAGCAACGGGACAACGAGAAAGCAGGACAGCUUGAGCAAGAGGUGCAGAUGCAAGAGGACAGAUGGAGGAGGCUGAAAGAAGAGGUUGAGGCACAACGCAGGGAUAAGAGAGAGGCUGCACAGAAAGAGGCAGGGGUGCGCAAACACUGCCAGGAGAAGCUGCUGAAAGAGCAGGAGGAGGUGGAAAAAAGAAGGCGAGAGAGGGAGAGGCAAGUAGCAGAGGAGAGGGAGCAGAGGGCCAGGAGGAGCAAAGUAUCACAGGAGAGGAGGAAGAGGAAGAGGCUGGAGGAGGGAAAUCGUAGGGAGCUGCUGCGACACGUCCUGCUGAAACAGCAGGUAGAGCAGCAGGUGGAGGAGGAGCAAGCACAGAUGAGGAGCACACUGAAGAAGAAGCUCCAGCAUUCCUGGGAGAAACGCGCCCAGGCUGCAGAGACACGACUCAGAGAGCUGCAGAAGCAGGCAGCCCGGGAGGAGGAGCAAAUCCAGAGAGCUCAGCUGAAGGCCGAGCUCCACAACAUACAGCAGCUCACGCACAAACAGACCCUGGUUCAGCUGAGCCAGCAGCGCAUGGAGAGAGCCGCCCUGCGCGCCUCAGCCCGGCACAGGACCAGAGCUCAGCAGACACAUGAACGCAACACACACAGGCAGCUCUGCCACCAGAUGCUGAGGGAGAAGGUGCAGAGUGAGGAGGAGGCGUUGAGAAAGGUCAAAGAGAGCUGCAUCUCCAUGAAGGAGUGGAGGAGGGAGCGGCUGCGGCGACAGCGGGAUCAGAUACAGGAGGAGGCCCACAGGCUGGCUCGGGCCUCCUUUCACAUGAGGGAGAGAGUGAGGCAGCAGACGCGCAGUCGAACCUUCGAUCAGAUGGCUCUGGAGGCUCAGCUGACUGCCUCCUUGAGCCGCAUGAAACUAUGAAAAAAAUUAUUAACUCCCAAAGGCCCUCCUCACCAGCAUCUCCUCUAAUCAGUACAGUUCAGGCAUUAACUGACUCACCGAGGGCUGUGGUGAAAUAAGUGAAUUCAGAUAGUUUAAAGAAAAACAUCCCUCCUAUCUGAAAUCUAGGAAUGUGGCAAGAACCUGCCGCUCAAGUAUGUGAAUUUGUUGUAACCAGGGUGCCACGAGAGGGUGAAUGUUGGGGCCGGGAGCAGCAAUGA
Molecule: messenger RNA, 2489 nt
Organism: Scatophagus argus
Lineage: Eukaryota; Metazoa; Chordata; Actinopteri; Scatophagidae
Product: coiled-coil domain-containing protein 177
Exons: 2
Coding region: 538-2250 (570 amino acids)
Source: RefSeq, a predicted model, not a curated record